Daphnia pulex (common water flea) is the source of this 1519-nucleotide messenger RNA. RefSeq names its product soluble calcium-activated nucleotidase 1-like. Lineage: Eukaryota; Metazoa; Arthropoda; Branchiopoda; Diplostraca; Daphniidae. Gene Ontology annotation, biological process: proteoglycan biosynthetic process. The record is from RefSeq and is a predicted model, not a curated record. Gene Ontology annotation, molecular function: GDP phosphatase activity; UDP phosphatase activity; calcium ion binding. The transcript has 5 exons. Bases 2 to 1258 code for a protein of 418 amino acids.
UAUGGUAGAAUAUACCAAACUUACUGUUAACGAACCAGGCUUGGAAAAAACCGACAGAAUGCAGGACUGGAGGCAAGCCAUCCAGAUUCCGACUGCUUAUCGCAUCGGAAAUAGCACAGUUCGACUCCAGUACCAGUUUGUUAUGGGAGUUUUGGCUGUCGGAGUCAUAGCACUGGUCAUGUUUUACAACUCGUUCUCCCACAGCAAGCCCCACAACUCUUACAUGCUGGAAAAACGAAUUCCUUCAAAUUACGAGAGUGAUCACCUUCACAAGCAUAAUUUACCUGAGCCCAAACAAAGCAACUACAACUCCACUUAUCCCUUGACCACCCCUGUACGGACAGAAAAGGGUGUACGCUACAAGAUUGCCAUAAUAUCUGAUUUGGACACCAACUCGAAAAAGGAAGAUGAAUGGAUAAGUUAUUUAAAAACAGGCGCACUUUUUGUAGAUAUUGAAAAAAAUAAGGUUUCACUAGAGUGGGACCAGGAUGAGCUUAUGACAUUGAAAACUACCCUUGCUCAAGGAGGAAGAGGAAUGGAGUUGUCAGAACUGGUUGUGUUUAAUGGUGCUCUUCUCGGUUUCGACGAUAGAACCGGAACCAUUUAUCAAAUUGAUAUCGCCUCGAAAUUCGCCUAUCCUUGGGUACUUUUGGUCGAUGGGCAUGGUCGCGUUGCCAAGGGCUUCAAGAGUGAAUGGGCGACUGUAAAGGAUCAAAGCCUUUACGUCGGUGGUCUGGGUAAAGCCUGGACUACUCCGACAGGUGAAUUGGUCAAUUAUCACCCGCAAUAUAUCAAGAAAGUCACCACGACGGGUGAAGUCUCUCAUAUUGAUUGGCACACGCGCUACGAAGCCCUGGCGAAAGCAGUCGACAUUUCAUUUCCAGGCUACAUAAUCCACGAAUCGGCUUCGUGGAGUUCUGUCCACAAGCGGUGGUUCUUCUUGCCCCGCCGGGAGAGUAAAGAUCGUUAUGACGAGAAACUGGACGAAUCGAGAGGUUCGAAUUUGAUGCUCACCGCCGACGAGGAGUUCAGCGAUAUCAAGGCCAAGAGGAUCGGCGACAUCAGUCCCACCCACGGAUUCUCCAGCUUCAAAUUCGUGCCCAACACACACGACAGGCUGAUAGUGGCUCUCAAAUCGGAAGAGAACCAAGGCAAAACAGCCAGCUACAUCAUGGCCUUUGACAUUGACGGAACGAUCCUGCUGCCCGAGACUAAAAUCGAUGGCGAUUUCAAAUUCGAGGGAAUCGAGUUUAUUUAAUUUCCGCUUCCAGCAGCAACCGUUGAAUUGUUGGGUGUCUUUUUCCCACCCUAUUAUUAUUAUUUGCGCCAUCACUUCUGACUUUGUUCACAGCUGUUUUUAUCCUCUUUUCUUACCUGCCCGAUUUGACUAGCGUGCAACGUGUCUCUUCAUCCUUUCUUUCUUUCUUUUUGUUGUUGUUUCCCAUUUUAUGUUUCCCGUCUUCUAGGAUGAAUUCAAAAUGCGAGAUAUUGUAAGAUUGAAUACACGCCAAAUAAUCAA